Messenger RNA from Theobroma umbraticum, 3208 nucleotides. RefSeq names its product 2-isopropylmalate synthase. Lineage: Eukaryota; Viridiplantae; Streptophyta; Magnoliopsida; Malvales; Malvaceae. The record is from RefSeq and is a predicted model, not a curated record.
AUGUUGACCAAAAAAAGUAAAAGAAGAAGACGGCUAUGGAUGGUCGUUCCCAGCGCUUUGAUAAUGUCUCUUGUCUGCAUAUUUAUGUUUUGGGCUUUAAGUACGUGAAAAUCCAUUAACAGAAGAAGGUAAAAAAGGGUCUAAUUUCCCGCCAAGAUGGAACCCAUAGGAAAGGACAACAGCAAAAAAAGAAACCUCUAGUACGAGAUAAGCCAAAUAAAUGAGAAAGAGAAAGGAAAGAGACUUUCAAAAUCAGAAAUCGUUCAUCUUCUCCUCUUGAAUCUUGGUAUAAGCUGGCCUGGAAUUGUUUCUCGAUGCCCUGCGGCUGCGAAUCAUAGCUCUGUUGGGCAAAAGUUCGGACUACACUUUCUGUUCCUCCGAAGAAUGGGUCCAAAAAGAGGCAGGAAGAAACGUGCGAGUUGUCUUUUCAACUUCCAAACCCUAAUUUCUUCCAUUUCUUCUCCACAGGGUCCAAAACCAGAGACAAUGGAAGGCUUGUAUUUACUACUCCUUAAUUUGGGCUGCUCUAAUUCUGAAUCCAAUUUGAAUUUCCCCGAGACGGAAUUCAAUUUGAACGAGUUCAAAAUCAAAUUCAAAGAUAUUCAUGAAAUGUCCAAUGUCUUAUUCGAUAAGCUCGGUGCAAAGUUCAAUGAAUUAUUCUCUUGUUUGAAUGAUGUUUCUGCUCAUCCGGCUCAAGGACAAUCAAUCUUCCAUGUCAAUGUUCAAGCCGCUAUUAAAGAGCUAACCUCGCUUUUGAGAUGUUGCAUUGUUGUUUUCAAGUUGCUUGUUUUGGAUCAGAAGCUUGUUAUUGAAAAAGGUCGAAUUCUUUUAGGGAUACUAAGGAGAUGUGUUUCUGUGGAGUUAAAGGGAGGGAAUGGCAGAAAUUGUUGUAAUUUUGAAGAGGAGGUUUCGCAUGAAUGUAUGUUUGUGGAUGAUGAUGCUACUACCUCUCUUUUCGAGCACUUGGUUACUUCCAUAAGUUUCUCAGAACCUUGUAAUCCAUUCCAUGCAAUCUUGUGUACUGUGCUUGAGGUAUUUGCAGAUGAGCUUCUGAUGUAUGAAUCAGUGAGGCAGUACCUUUUGCUUGUUGACUCUCUCUCUUGUGUCAAUGAAUUUCUAUUCAUACGUCACUUUGGCCCUGGUAAUAUUGGAAGUGUGCUGGAGGUUAUUUCUGCUCACUUUAUUCUCUCUAUUCCUGAUGACCAAGCAUUUAAGGAUUUCCUUAAUAGGCUGUUUUGGCUUCCUGACAAUAAUUUCAGAGUUCCUGAAAUGACAUUGACUACAGCCUUGUCAUUGUUGCUCAACCCCAUCAUGUUGUCUGCACCGAAAAUGUUUCAGGCAUAUUUAAUUUUAUUGGUUUCUGAGGUCAUUGGAACUGGCAUAUCGUUCGAGCAUUUGAUAAUAAGAAGUGAACUGAGAUCGUACCUUGCAGCAUUUGAAAGGUCAGUUGCCUUGUACACCAGACACAUGUCCAAUUUGAACAUGAAAGGCUACCCCAUAGUUGAUGAUGAUUCUUUUGUGAAAUCACAUUUUCUUGCAAGUAACAGUCAGAUGGAUUUUGAAUCAUGUCUUUUGCCAGCCACAAGAGAGAAAAUUCAUAAUCUGAUCACAAAAUGCGAAAAAGUAUGGAAUUCGUGUUUGAGCAACACUUUACUAAAAACAAAGUCUGACCUGGUGGCUGCCUCUGUUGCAUACACAAAAGAGAGCCUUCAUGUUAUUGAGGAAUCCUCUAGAGAUGAAAUUCUAUCAAUCUUAAGCUGCAUAAUACUCAGGGGUUCUUCUGAUGAUGUUGAUGACACUUUACUGCAUAAAAAGGAAGAUACUAGUCCUCAAGAUAUAUGUCUUCUGGCAUCUAUACUGAAGCUAAUGAGUAGUUCAAUGUUACAAGCUGUAAGGAUUCUAACAAAAGGCAGAAAUUCUGGGUCUUUGAAAACAUUGGAAAACGUUGCAUUAAGUAAGGAGUAUAAUUUUUUGGUGGCUACUUUUGAUUGUUUUCAACAGUUCAGUGUUCGUCUACCAGUUCAAAAGUUCUUGCAUGACAUGAUGGAAAUUCAGCCAACAAGGCAUAAGAAGUCCAAGUGGAUUUUUUUUCACUUUUCAGGCUUGUUGUCGCUAAGUUAUGCUAGUGGGCUUGAUUUUCUAGUUAAGAAUUGCAUAUUUACAUUGAUGAUACUAUUGAAUUUUUUUGUUUUCGAAGAGGGUGAUUUACAUGCAUUGGGAUCAUUACUUGGCUCAGGGGUCGAAACUUCAUCUCAUAAAUCUCGUAGUAAAGUCAGAAAAUCUGAAUUUUGCCAUAAAGCUAGAGAGGUUCUUGCGGGCCGAAAAUCUAGCCGAGCAGUUGCACUAAAAUUUCAGAAAAUUCGUACAUUGUACUUGGGAAUGGAUUCUAGGACAAGUUUAGAACAUGCGCCUAUUGUGAAUCAUGUUGAAUCAGCUCUUAGCAUAGAAGAGAAUACAGGGAAAACUUGCAAUGGUGAGAUUUUUCUCAGGUGCAUAUCAGAAGGCUCCCGAAACUCAUCUGAUAUUGAUGAUUUAGCAGACUUCAUUGAGUGCAAACGGGGAAAAGAUUAUUCUGAAUGGUUGAGGAGUCGAGAAAAAUUUAGACGGUGGAAAGCUGAGAAAAUGGCAAAUUUGAGGUGGAAGAAAAAGAGAACUUUUCUGAAGAGAGCAUAGGUUUUUUCCCCUUUUUAAAAUUUUUUUUGGGGUCAGAUUAAAGGUUCAAUGCAACAAAAACUGAACCAUAGCAGCCACAGCUUGCAUAGACGCCAGGACUCCCUAACUCUAAACAGGAAGGUAGAAACUCCAAUUGCAGGUUCCUGUUGCGACAAACGUUUCAGUUCUGGAAUUUUCUUAUCCUUGCAACAGCGUCUGCCACCGGUUUCCUUCCCUGUAUAAUAUUAACCACAACCGGUUUCCUUCCCUGUAUAAUAUUAACCACAUGCCUCGCAACAGUCACGGAUGUAAGGCUUGAGCAAGUAAUUGUCCAUUUAAGUAUUUUGUAUUCACCACAAGCUCCUAAAAGGCAUCAAACUUUAACUUCAAGUUUCUGGAUGCACAUUUGGUGGAUCUUCGAAGGAGUAUGUAAUUGUCUAUAGGUUUUUUUUUUUUCUAAUUUAAUUUUAUCUUUGGGUACAUAUGUUUUGGGGUACAUGUGUUUUGUUUCAAAUGUUAAAAUGUUAAUGAACAUAUAUUUUGAAGGUUGUAACUA